Molecule: messenger RNA, 1875 nt
Organism: Ambispora leptoticha
Lineage: Eukaryota; Fungi; Glomeromycota; Glomeromycetes; Archaeosporales; Ambisporaceae
Source: the annotation of a GenBank genome assembly
AUGAGGAUUAUAAUAAAAGGAGGAAUUUGGAAGAACACAGAAGAUGAAAUCUUAAAAGCUGCUGUCAGUAAAUAUGGAAAGAACCAAUGGGCACGAAUAUCUUCCUUGCUUGUUAGAAAAUCUCCUAAACAAUGUAAAGCUAGGUGGUAUGAAUGGCUUGAUCCGAGCAUAAAAAAGACUGAAUGGUCAAAAGAAGAGGAUGAAAAGCUGCUUCACUUAGCGAAAUUGAUGCCAACUCAAUGGCGCACUAUUGCACCAAUCGUCGGUAGAACGCCUUCUCAAUGUCUUGAAAGGUAUCAAAAAUUGUUAGAUGAAGCUGAAGCAAAGGAAGGCGCUGAUUUAGGCUUAACGGGACCUUCAGGUGAUGCAGGCCCAAGUGCAGAUGAUGUACGAAGAUUGAGACCUGGUGAGAUUGACCCAGACCCAGAGACUAAACCUGCGAGACCUGAUCCUGUUGAUAUGGACGAGGAUGAAAAGGAAAUGCUAUCAGAAGCUCGUGCCCGUUUAGCGAACACACAAGGCAAAAAGGCUAAACGUAAAGCACGCGAAAAGCAAUUAGAGGAGGCAAGACGAUUAGCUUCCUUGCAAAAAAGACGGGAAUUAAAAGCAGCCGGAAUAGAUUUAAAAGUAAAAAAGAAAAAAAAGGGAAUGGAUUACAAUGCUGAUAUUCCAUUUGAAAAAAAACCCGCCAAAGGAUUUUAUGACACUACCGAAGAGAACUCUCGUCAAUCAGAACAAGGAAUGACUAAUGUUCAUCUUCAAAAGCUAGAGGGAAAACGCAGGGCAGAAGGUUUUGAAGAGAGAGGUCGUAAACGUCAAAAAUCAAGCAAGAAUGAUAAAGAAGGCGGAGGUCCAGUUAAUUUUGUUCCUGCUAGUUCAACACAGCUAAAUAAAUUAAAGCAAGCUGAACAAAUAAGUAAAAGAAGAAAAUUGGCCUUGCCAGCACCACAAGUUGGAGAAGAUGAACUCGAAGAGAUAGUAAAAAUUGGGUUUGCUCGUGACACCUCUGGAUUAUCGAUGGUUACGCCAAGGACACCAGCCACGGGCAUGACGUCCCUUAGAACUCCCCGAACACCUGCUUUUGCUAAUCCGGCUGCUAUUAAACAACUUCGAAAUGAACUUUCGAGACUUCCAGCGCCAAAAAAUGAUUUUGAAAUUGUUUUACCAGAUGUCCAACCAGGAGAUACUCAGGUGGAUGAAAUGGAAUUUACUGAAGAAGAUGCUGCUGAUCGCGAUCGUAGACUUCGAGAGCAACAAGAAGCAGAAGUAAUCCAACGCAAUCUUCCUCGUCCUAUUGAUGUCAAUGAAAAAUCACUACUUCGAUUAUCUCAAAGCGAAGAUAAAGUUUACCAGCUAAUCAACUUCGAAAUGGUUCAGUUAUUGCAUCAUGAUGCAGUAGAAUAUCCUGUGCAUCAUAGCAAGAUUUCAGGUGGCCCAGUGGAACCACUGGAGGAAUUUUCGGAUGAACUUUUAGCAAAUGCACGUAAAGCAAUAGAAGAGGAACUUUCUCUCUUAAUUAAGAAAGACCCUCAUGAGUUUAACCGAAAUGCAAUGAUUAAAGAGGCUACUAAAGCAGCAAAAAUAGAAAAAAAGCUAAACACAACUCUGGGCGGAUAUAUCUCGCGUUCUCAGUCGUUGUCUAAAAAGAUUAAUGAGACUUUUGAGCAGUUGGAACAAGCAAAAGUUGAAUUGAAUUCCUUUAAAUCAUUGCGCAUUUCUGAGAAAGAAUCUAUACCUUUACGUAUAGAGAAACUGCAAAGUGAAGUGGAUCAUCUUGUGAGGCGGGAGUCUGAGUUACAGAAAAAAUAUGCACACCUUUCAAUCGAAAAGCAGGCUAUUCUCGAAAGAAUUGAAGCAAUGCAAAAUAAAAAAUAG